GACACGUCAGCAUAUCAUCAUCAUCAUCACAGAUCGAAAGGGUCCGCGAAAAGCCACGCGACCGAAAGCAUCAAACGCCAUUUCUCCACAGGAACGAACAUUAACAACACAUUUUUUCUCUCUUUCAAAGGCAGCAUAAAUUGAAGUAGAAAGAGAAAAUUGAGAAAAUUUAGGGUUCCGAUUUUUAAGAUAAAUAGUGGGUAGAAGAAAAAGAAGCGAUCCGAACGGUGUAAGAGGGCAAAUGGGGACGCUACAUACAUGGAGAAAAGCAUACGGUGCUAUCAAAGAUAGCACUAAGGUUGGACUUGCCCAUGUCAAUUCCGAUUUCAAGGAAGUUGAUGUGGCGAUCGUCAAAGCUACGAAUCAUGUAGAGUGUCCACCCAAAGAUAGACACCUCAGAAAAAUUUUUGUUGCCACAUCAGCAAUUCGACCACGAGCUGAUGUUGCAUACUGCAUACAUGCGCUUGCAAGACGGUUGGCAAAGACUCAUAACUGGACGGUUGCUUUAAAGACCCUAAUAGUUAUCCAUAGAACUUUGCGAGAAGGUGAUCCGACAUUUAGGGAGGAACUUCUGCAUUUCCAGCAGAGAGGGCACAUUCUUGAUAUGUCCAAUUUCAAGGAUGAUUCAAGCCCCAUUGCUUGGGAUUACUCUGCUUGGGUACGGACAUAUGCGCUCUACUUGGAAGAACGACUUGAAUGCUUUAGGAUACUGAAGUACGACAUCGAAUCCGAGCGUCUUCCAAGACCUGCACAAGGCGAAGAUAAGCAGGUUUACAGUAGAACUAGAGAGUUGAACAGUGAAGAACUGUUGGAGCAAUUGUCUGUUUUGCAGCAGCAGUUGUAUCGUCUUAUUGGAUGUCAGCCUGAAGGAGCAGCUUUGGGCAAUUAUGUGAUUCAAUAUGCCCUUGCCUUGGUACUGAAAGAGAGCUUCAAAAUUUAUUGUGCUAUUAACGACGGGAUUAUUAAUCUUGUCGACAAGUUUUUUGAGAUGCCAAGACACGAAGCGAUCAAGGCUCUUGAUAUCUACAAAAGAGCUGGGCAGCUGGCUGGCAGUCUUUCUGGUUUCUAUGAAGUGUGCAAAGGCCUUGAACUUGCUAGAAAUUUCCAAUUCCCUGUGUUGAGAGAGCCUCCACAGUCCUUUCUAGUUACCAUGGACGAGUAUAUACGAGAAGCACCACGAAUGGUUUCUGUUCCGGUUAUGUCCUUGGAAUAUCCUGAAAUGCUUCAGUUGACUUAUAAACAAGAGGAUGUUCCUUCACCUUCUGAAGAGACAAAAGUGAUGGAUGAGGAACCCAAGCCAGCACCUUCAGAAGCUGUUGCGGUCUCAACCGUCGAGGCUGUUGGUCCUCCACGCCCUCCAACUAACUUGGACACUGAUGAUCUACUGGGAUUGAAUGUCUCUGCACCUGAUGCAUCUGCCAUUGAGGAAAGCAAUGCAAUGGCUUUAGCAAUAGUUCCAUCUGGUACUACAUUUGGUUCUGAUGCUUCGCAAGCAAGAGACUUCGAUCCUACUGGAUGGGAACUUGCUUUGGUCAGCACUCCAAGCAAUGACUUGUCUUCAUUUCAGGAGAGGCAAUUGGCUGGAGGACUGGAUUCACUUACACUGCAUAGUUUGUAUGAUGAUGCUGCAUAUAGAGCAUCCCAGCAACCAGCAUAUGGAGCACCUGCACCUAAUCCAUUUGAAGUUGCAGAUCCAUUUGUUAUGUCUAACACUGUUGCUCCUCCUCCAGCAGUUCAAAUGGCUCAUAAUCAAACAAAUCCUUUUGCUCCAUUCCAACCUAUUUAUCCACAGCCCCAGCAGCAACAGCAUUUAUUGAUGACCCCACAAAAUCCUUUCAGUGAUACAGGGUUUGGAGCAUUUCCUGUCAAUCCUGCUGCUCACCCUCAAACUACUAAUCCGUUUGGAAGUACGGGUCUACUAUAAUAAAGUUGCACACAUACAGAAUGUAAGUUACCCGGCUUAGUUAAUCUUGGUACGAGUGAAAUGAGUGCAGCAGUGUGGUAAUGCAUAAUAGUUGAUUUUUUAGCUUGAAAAAUGUAUACCCUUCUCUAGUUGUAAAGAUAGUUAAUUGAACAAUGAAAAUGCAGUUGAUGUUGAUGUUGAAAUGUGAUUAAACCUAUGAUACGAUACUUUCCUGUUUA
Molecule: messenger RNA, 2142 nt
Organism: Olea europaea var. sylvestris
Lineage: Eukaryota; Viridiplantae; Streptophyta; Magnoliopsida; Lamiales; Oleaceae
Product: putative clathrin assembly protein At2g01600
Exons: 15
Coding region: 242-1924 (560 amino acids)
Biological process (GO): vesicle budding from membrane; clathrin coat assembly; clathrin-dependent endocytosis
Cellular component (GO): clathrin-coated vesicle; clathrin-coated pit
Molecular function (GO): 1-phosphatidylinositol binding; clathrin heavy chain binding; phosphatidylinositol-4,5-bisphosphate binding
Source: RefSeq, a predicted model, not a curated record